AUGGCACCACCUCCAGCCCCAAUGCGCAACCUCCUCCACACCAAGGCCAGAAGGUUCGUGUGGGCCGCUUUGGGCGCCUCCAUUGCCUCUACAGUCCUUUUCAAUUUGACCUAUGUCAACAACCGUCGUCUCAACUACGAGGCCUUCUUUGCGUAAGUUCAUUUUUGGAUUAUUGGUUAUUGAUGUUUAGGAUAGUAGACAGCCUGAGAGCGUAAUUAGAAGGUUAAUUUGUUCAUGAGAGAUUCCAUACUUCUCUUGACUACAUUGUACUUGAUGACAGAAUUUAAUUUUUACUCAAAAAAGGUUGCUAAAACAAAAAAGAAUGUUACAAUCCUGUGAAGUAUGGCUUAGUAUGCUUUUGUUCAGAAAAUAGAGUUUUUUCUUUCAUGUUUAGACUUCUCUUGACUAGGCAAUACUAAAUUUUCCAUAUUGAGAUGCUAAAAAUAAUAUUUUAGGUAGAUUUUGCCCUAAUACGUUCCAAUUCACUUUUAAUUCAUUGUUCGUAUUUUCAGUAGCUACGAUCCCUACAAGAGAGCGCAAGAGAUCUGCUCGUACGAGCGCAAAUACCUUCACACUUGCCCCACCGAGUUGGCCAAGCUCGCCGAGGAGAAGGGAGUCGAGAUUGCCCCUCUGUAA
Molecule: messenger RNA, 636 nt
Organism: Bursaphelenchus xylophilus (pine wood nematode)
Lineage: Eukaryota; Metazoa; Nematoda; Chromadorea; Rhabditida; Aphelenchoididae
Source: the annotation of a GenBank genome assembly